AGAUGAUCACAAAAGGUAACACCUUUAAUUACUGCGCCGUUGCGGUACAUAAUUUAAUGAGUAUUGUCUUCUUCUGUUUUCAAACAGCUCUGUUGAGCUGCGCGCAUUCUGUGCUAAGCGCGUCUCCAGCUGAGCGCGCGCUCACAUUCACCAGACUUUGAUCUCGUCGCCAUGGCAGCGACUCGAAGCGUCUAGCAAACUACCCGUGGCGCGAGGACAGGCAAAAGUCAGCAGUUUGAUUAGACAUGGAUGAUGGUUUAAUAUACGUAUUUACUUUCGUUAUUUCAUGCGGGUUUCCCAUGCAUAAACCCGUGCUUUUGUUUUUGUUGAGCAUUUUAACAUAAGUUUCGCAGUUCAGCGUGGAAUAUUGUGCCUGAAGCUCUGAUACUGAAGCGAACUGACUUGUGGAGAAGUGAAGUGAUCGUAUAGAAGGAUGUCAAACAGCUCUUAUGGCAGACUAUGGGCAGAUGCCCAGGGGGCCUUGCAGGAUCUACUGCAAGACGAGAUGCCUCUGUCACUGCCUCGUCCUCAGAAGGACCGUUUUCAGGUCUUUCAGACUCUGGCCACUUUCUACCUGCGAUACCUCCAGAUCUUCCGGGGUCUGGAGGCAGUCUAUGACCAGAUUGUUCAUCCCCAGAAGAGACGUGUGGUGCGACAUGUCCUGGAAGGAGUUAUGGGAAGAUUGGUGGAGCUGAAGAAUGAGAUGGUUGAGCUAGAAUACUCUGAGUUUCACUACUUUGACGACAUGCUACAGGACCUUAAGAUGACACCUGAGGACUUGGAGGUUCCCAUCCCACGCUAUUUCGUGAGAGAAAGGAUGAAAGCGCUGAAAGAAAGAGAAAAAAUUCUGGCUCAAAUUUUGGCUAAAAAGGGAAAUAUAGAACAUGAGCCUGUUGCAGCACAUAGUAUGACUGUGGAAAGGGCAGUACGAUUGCUGCAGGUGAGUGAACGUGCACGGCAGGGACGCCUCAGAGCUCGUUUUAUGAAGGAGAUCCGAGAUGAGGAGCGGAAAAUCCAGCGUCGAGUAAUCAACAGCACAAUGGAUCACCAUCUCUCAGCCACUCUCAUACAGAAGACAUGGCGGGGCUACUGGCAGAGGAAGAGGACCAAGAAAGAACGUCUGGAGGAAAUGAUAUUUUUGGGAAUGAUAGACCCCCAACUCCCAACACCCAGUUUUGCACAGCAGCGAGCAAAGCAUGUAGAAAGCAACAGGCAUCAGAUGCAGGAGCAGCAUGAAGCAGAGUACCAGCAGGCCCUUGUCACCAUCAAGGAGUCUGUUCGCUUGAUAGAUGGACCGGACAUAAAGGAAACGCUCCAGGACCAGAUACGCCAAUGGUUCCUCGAAUGCCGAGACGCCACCGGAAAAUUUCCUGAUUUCCCAAGUAGUGAGGAUGGAGGAUCAGCUUCCAUAUUUGAGCAGAAGACACCGGAGGAGGUUGCUGCUGAGCUAGCUGCUAAACAACAAGAGAAAGAGAAGAAGAAAAAGUCCAAGGGCAGGAAAGAUAAAAAUGCUGCAAAGGACAAGAAGAAAGACAAGAAGGGCAAAGGCGGGAAUGCUGGUGCAAUGGAGGAGGAGGAGGGAUGGAAGAUGAGCCCAAGUAACUUUCUGCCAACUGUGGUUGAAGGAGCUGAGAUAUACAAAGAGGUUUGGCAGGCCCGUGAUGAUGGGCAGAACUUUCACCAGCAUUUUGACCCUGAGUUGGUGCGAGAGGAAAAGAGAACAGAGGUGGAAGUGGAGGUCAGAAUUCAGGUAGAUGAGCUGAUGAGGCAGGAACUGAAGAACCUCAAAUUGGUAAUUGACCGAGACAAGGGCAAAAAGAAGAAAAAAGGGAAGAAGGCUAAUAAAAAGAAGAAGAAGAAAGCAAAAAAGAGUGGAAAGAAGAAAAAGAAGAAAGAGAAAGAUUUUACAGCAGACAGGACUAUUGAAUCACUAUAUGAGGAGCUCGUUCUGGAAGGCAUCCUGAUUCAGCCGAUGACCGUAAAAUUAUGUGAUUACCUCGGGGAAUACAGUUACCUGGGUACAAGCCUCAGGCAGGCAGACAUUGAGCCCAUGCCAUCCCUUUCAGACGUCAGACAGCUCAUUGCUCUGUACGGCGUGCUGCCUCUGGGCUCUCAGUUUGUACAUGAGAGAGGACCUCUAAUCCGCUCUGUGCUGCUAGCUGGUCCAUCAGGCGUGGGUAAAAAGAUGCUGCUUCAUGCCCUGUGCACAGAGACGGGCGCAAAUCUGUUCAACCUCUCCCCUGCCAACCUGACAGGCAAAUACCCAGGCAGGAGUGGCCUCCAGUACCUCCUGCAUAUGGUCAUGAAGGUGGCUCGCCAGCUGCAGCCCUCUGUCAUUUGGAUUGGAGACGCUGAGAAAACAUUCUACAAAAAAGUCCCAAAACCAGAGAAAGAGCUGGAACCCAAAAGACUGAAGAAAGACCUGGCAAAAGUGGUAAAGUCCAUUAAAGUGGAGGAUCGUGUGCUGCUGGUCGGGACGUCUCGCAGACCUUUUGAUGCAGAUCUCAAAGCAUUGUGUAAAGUUUACAAAAAGAUUAUCCUGAUUCCCAGACCAGACUAUGCUUCAAGACUGAAUCUAUGGAAAGAGCUCCUCAGGGUGCGAGGUGUUCAGCUCAGCCCCUCUCUGGACCUCAGCUCUUUGGCCAAAGUCACAGACGGCUACACUCAGGGUCACAUCCUACAGGCUGUACAGAGUGUCCUGACUUCCCAACGUCUCAGUCGGCAAACUAAGAAAGCCCUCACGGCGCUGGAGUUUAUCCCUCCUCUUGCCAGACAUGACCCCAUCUACAAAGAGGAGGAAGAGGCUUUUAAGAUUUGGUACAGCAGGACUCCAAUGGGCAAGAAACGAGCCCGGGCAGGAAAGGCAUAUCAAGAAGCAGCAGAGCUGAAAAAAGGAAAGAAGAAACAUGGAAAAGGCAUAAAAACAGCAACAGAGAUGAAGAGGAAAAAGAAAAAGAAGUGAAGGUUUCUCUGUUUUAACAAAAGCUUGCAUUGAUUUUCUGUUCAGAACAUCAGAACUGUUCAGUUUAAUUCAAUGUCUUUAAGUUUCUUUCCUAGAUCAGCUUUAAUUUUAUUAUUGUUUUUAUUUAUACUGUAUAAAUUAUAUGUCAUGGUUUCAUGUAAAACCUGAAGACACUUGAACAAAAACUUGGAACUGCAAUUCCUCUUCUGGCCACUGGGGAGCAGCAGCAGGCUUUCUCGUCAUUCUUUCUGCUGCAUUAUAGCCUCCAAGAUAUUGUUUUUCAUUUACUUCCCUAGAUUGUAGCAUUAAGAAAUAUUUUAAUUCGACAUCAUAAAUACACAAAGUAUUCAUGAUAAUCAUUA
Tachysurus vachellii is the source of this 3324-nucleotide messenger RNA. It is a transcript of the gene drc11, whose product is annotated as IQ motif containing with AAA domain 1. Bases 434 to 2962 code for a protein of 842 amino acids. The transcript is spliced from 19 exons. The record is from RefSeq and is a predicted model, not a curated record. Gene Ontology annotation, molecular function: ATP hydrolysis activity; protein binding; ATP binding. NCBI's taxonomy places the organism in Eukaryota, Metazoa, Chordata, Actinopteri, Siluriformes, Bagridae.